This is a messenger RNA of Hyla sarda, 1965 nucleotides long. RefSeq names its product hepatic and glial cell adhesion molecule-like. The transcript is spliced from 7 exons. Lineage: Eukaryota; Metazoa; Chordata; Amphibia; Anura; Hylidae. Bases 292 to 1638 code for a protein of 448 amino acids. The record is from RefSeq and is a predicted model, not a curated record.
UGAGCCACCAAAGUGACAUCUCCAGUCUCUCCAAGCAACCACUGUAUACGAUGAUUUUUAGGGAUGGGGACGGUUACUUCAAAGUCCAUGAAUCCUCCAUAAGUUCCAUUUACCACAUAUGUAGUUAUGGCCAGUCCUGGGUUCACUGAAAUGUAUAAAAGCAAUAUAAAAGAGAAUGUCAUGUUACAACUUACAAUGUAUCCAUGAUAAAUCGUUCUUUGCUGUCUUACCCAGGCUGAAGAUGAACACCAUCCAGUGGAGAGGAACCUGGCCAAGGUCCAUUUGUUUGUAAUGUUUCAGUUGAGGGUUUCUUGGAGAUUAUAUGCACCAGAACAUAAAACAAGACAAACUACUAGAUCAUACCUGGUGCAGAGACACAAAGUCUUGUUACCCAUAAUGGAGAGAGCCCCAAGACUUCCAUUCAUGCUCCCACUCAUACUCCUGGUGGCUUCAGGCAUAGUGACUCCUGUCGUAUCUAUGUUUCCGGUCAAUGGAAGGCUUGGGUAUUCGGUAGAUUUUGAUAUACCCGUCCCCCUGCCCACUGAACACAGAAUAUACUGGAAUUUCGGACAUGCCGGACAAGUUACUGUCAUUACAAAACUGGCAUCGGGCGAUAAUCCGAUGUACCAUCCUCUGUAUAGAGGGAGGUGUCAACUAUUCAACAACGGAACUUUGAGGCUGAACAAUAUCUCGUAUGCAGAUCAAGGCACAUAUAAAUUGAAAUUAUUUAAUCCUAGUAAUUUCACUUCCUAUAUUCAGGACUAUCGGCUGGGUGUCUACGAAAUACUCAGCACCCCAGUUCUCAGGUCUACUGGUCGUCUUGUUACUGGCACCAACGUGACCCUCCAGUGUGAUGCCGGAGUUCAGAAUGUGACUACUUACACUUUUUACCGUGAUCAGACUCCUAUCUGCUCUGAGCCCAAUGUGAUCUGCAGGGGAUCAUCCUUGUACUUCACACCAAUAAGUGAGAAUGACAGUGGAUCCUACACCUGCAACAUCCAGAACCCCAUCAGUAACAGCACCAGCCAUCCCACACAAUGGACUGUAUAUACUGCAGUCUCCGGAGUGACACUGACCAGUAACACAUCAGAAGAGCUCUGGGCAGGACAGGACUCUGCGUCUCUACAUUGCACAGCUCAGGGGUCAGCCAUCAACUUAUCUUGGAGUCUGAAUGGAAAUCCAGUGUCUCCAAACCCUCCAUAUUACAUUACUCAGAGUGGUUCUCCUCCCAAGUCAACUCUCACCAUCAGCCCCCUCUCUAAAUAUGACAAUGGACCCUUCACCUGUACAGCAUCCAACAUAGUGAACAGCGAGACCAGCAAUGAGCUCAACCUUGAUCUGAAAUGGUAUCCGGAAGGGAACAUUGCGUGUACUGCACAAGCCAAUGAUGAGAAUAUGCUACAACUCGACUGCUCCUGGCCAGGAGGACAACCGGCAGCAAAUGUGACAAUGAUAUUUAAUAACAUAGAAGAGGCAGGACAAAAUGAAAUAACCAAAAAUGUGGCUUUAAGUCAAAGCACUGAAAAAUCCAAUCUUACCUGUGUUGGUGAUCACCUUGGAAACACAUUUGCUUGCUCUUUAAUAUUUGGAACGCCACUCGAUCUGCAACAAACAGGAAAAAGUGAAGCUGUGCCAUAAACCUCCUCAUGCCGUAGGCUACAUGAUGUCAUCUCCACAACUAUAUGGCAUGGAGACAGAUCAACAACGACUUCUAUGCAUUAUACAGCAAGUCUCUAGGGUGAAGGCGACCGAAAUACGUAGAGCAUGUAGAACAUUAUGGGGAGCCAGGGUCUUAUUACUGUUCCCUUCCUUACAGUCGAACAACUAUUUUUAGAUGCUGUAAGCUGGUGGGGUAUAUAGAUACUUGUAUGGGAUGUGUCUAUUUGCAUUAUAUAUCAGUAUCAUUUUCAGUGAUCUGGUCAAAAACAAUUGUAACGAAUGUAAAGUCUAAAAUAAAACAAUUUA